UAUUCCAAGAGAUCAUUAAAAUUACAAGAAGAUAUACCCAUCAGAGAAUCAUCAAAUACUAGAUAUCCAGACUGUAAAUGGCAAAUCAAGUUUGAAAAUGCUACAAAAUUACUAAUGGAAGUCAAAAUUGACCAAAUGCCUUUUGGUAAUAUCAUUGAAUACGUUGGUUUUCAAGGCCAAAAACAUAUGGUUAAGUAUGAUAUGCUUACAAUAGUAGAAGGGGAUUGUAACCAUGGGAACGCUACAAUAUCUUUUUCGGAAACGGUUCAAACUACAACCAGAUCAAUAAACUCUGGUGCCAUAUGCUUCCAGUAUAAAUCUGGAAGUGAUAGUUAUACGGACAACAGGCUUCAAUUCCGUGUUCGGCUCACUGUUAAGGAACUGAAAUGCAGGAAAGAUCAACUUCAUGUAAACUCUAACAUGCGGUGUAGAACAGUUUGUUUUCCUGAUAAUAGAACAAGAGAGGACUGCCAAAUGCCCACAACAACUUUCAACACACAUCAAUUGUCUACAACAACGAAACGUCAACAAACGGGAAAGAUGUACUAUUUCAAUUCAACAUAUCGACCUGCAACUACAUCCAGAACAAGUACAAAGAUGACCAAAUCAACAGAGACAUUGACCCAACAGCCAAUGACAACCAAUGUAAACAACUUCUCACAGAAACAUACUACUAAUGUUAUCUUAACGACGUCUUACAGAAACAAGGUUCAGUCGUCAUCUAGGGCACCAAUAGGGUCAACCACUCAUACAAAUAUUAUUGUAUCUGAUGGAAGAACCAGUAGCAUGAUGCCAUCUCUACCUCCUGAUUUAUCAAAGAAUCGUUCAUGUACAAACCUCUAUACAUCGUCUAUGACAAGGAAAGGCAAGAUUUCUUAUUGUAUACAUCAAUGUCGUACCAUGGAUUUGGAAAUUUUAGUGUUUUUAAAACCGGCAAAAUUGUUUUUUCAUACUUUUUUUACAGAAAAUAAGUAA
This is a messenger RNA of Mytilus californianus (California mussel), 975 nucleotides long. RefSeq lists its product as uncharacterized. Bases 115 to 975 code for a protein of 286 amino acids. The transcript is spliced from 2 exons. Lineage: Eukaryota; Metazoa; Mollusca; Bivalvia; Mytilida; Mytilidae. The record is from RefSeq and is a predicted model, not a curated record.